CACACACUGACGUCUUUUGCGCAUUUCCUGCAUUAGAGGGAGGGAGACUCGCUCGCACACCGACCGAGGGAGAAGAGACCGUGGGGGAGAGCGGGCUGGCGGGCAGCGAGCGAGCGGCAGGCGAGAGCUGGGACGCUGGGAGCGCGGCGGGCGGGCGCUGGCGCCCAGGAGGUGGGGCCGCGCCGAGUCGCAGUCCCGGCCCCGCCGCCGCGCUGCGCACCGCCGGGUGCCGGCCUGCGCCCCGAUCCCGAACGGCGGCCACCCGACUCCUGAGCCCGMGCGACUGUAAGAUUCCGGUCUCCUGGCGCCUCCCGAACGCCGGCUGCGGCACGGCUCUGCUUCGAUCAGAAGGCGGCGGCCGGGCUGGCUGUGUGGCUUGUGGAUUUUUAAAAAUUUGGCUCCGAGGAGGACCAUUUCCUCUCGACAUGCAUCCCUCCGGAUAGACUGCACAUCCCUCGGUCCACUCCCCGCCCCGCGCGGUCAGAGGCAGGCGCUGGGUGGGCGAAGAGGAUCCGGGUUGAAAUCUGCGCCCCCGGUUCUCGUCCCCGCCCCGUUCUACCGCCCCCUCCCCCUCCCGGAGUCGAAAUUUCCCGGGGAUUAUGUUUCGGAAAGGUAGGUAAGCGCCGGGCGCGGCGCCCGCUUCCCGGCACCCGGACCCGAGAGCCAGCGAGGCGGCGAGGCAGCCCCCUCGGCUUGCGGUGGAGUCCACAGCUCGUCUUCUCUUCUGGAGGUGCCGCUGGUGGUAGGGGGGGAGAGACUUGCUCCAAACACGGACGUCUCCCGGCUCUCCCCCCCUCCCUGUUUUCCGUUAGGAACCCGGCGAGGAAAUACAUGCACUCGCUGAGAAUCGCCGGCGCCCGGGCGCAACGCCACAAGGUGUAGGGAGUGAGUUGGGUGGAGCAAGAGGGGACCCAGGAGUCCCCGUGGCUCAGAGCGCCCGCGGUCUGUUCUUCAUUCCGGCCUUCGGGGCGGACGGAGUGACCUCGGCCCCCACUCCCCGCCCCGACCAUGGUAGURUUCAAUGGCCUUCUUAAGAUCAAAAUCUGUGAGGCCGUGAGCUUGAAGCCCACAGCGUGGUCGCUGCGCCAUGCGGUGGGACCCCGGCCACAGACUUUCCUUCUCGACCCCUACAUCGCCCUCAACGUGGACGACUCGCGCAUCGGCCAAACCGCCACCAAACAGAAGACUAACAGCCCGGCCUGGCACGAUGAGUUCGUCACGGAUGUGUGCAAUGGGCGCAAGAUUGAGCUGGCCGUCUUUCACGAUGCCCCCAUCGGCUACGAUGACUUCGUGGCCAACUGCACCAUCCAGUUUGAGGAGCUGCUGCAAAACGGGAGCCGCCACUUCGAGGACUGGAUUGAUCUGGAGCCAGAAGGAAGAGUAUAUGUGAUCAUCGAUCUCUCAGGGUCGUCAGGCGAAGCCCCUAAAGACAAUGAAGAGCGUGUGUUCAGGGAGCGUAUGCGGCCAAGGAAGCGGCAAGGGGCCGUCAGACGCAGGGUCCACCAGGUCAAUGGCCACAAGUUCAUGGCCACCUACCUUCGGCAGCCCACCUACUGCUCCCACUGCAGAGACUUCAUCUGGGGUGUCAUAGGAAAGCAGGGAUACCAAUGUCAAGUUUGCACUUGCGUCGUCCACAAGCGAUGCCAUGAGCUCAUCAUCACCAAGUGCGCUGGAUUAAAGAGACAGGAAACACCYGACGAGGUGGGCUCACAGCGGUUCAGCGUCAACAUGCCCCACAAGUUUGGGAUCCACAACUACAAAGUCCCUACCUUCUGUGACCACUGUGGGUCCUUGCUCUGGGGCCUCUUGCGGCAGGGUUUGCAGUGUAAAGUCUGCAAAAUGAAUGUUCACCGUCGAUGUGAGACCAAUGUGGCUCCCAACUGUGGAGUGGAUGCCAGAGGGAUCGCCAAAGUGCUGGCGGACCUAGGUGUCACUCCGGACAAAAUCACCAACAGUGGCCAGAGGAGGAAAAAGCUUGUUGCUGGUGCCGAGUCCCCACAGCCAGCUUCUGGAAGCUCCCCAUCUGAAGAAGAUCGAUCCAAGUCAGCACCCACCUCCCCUUGUGACCAGGAACUAAAAGAACUUGAAAACAAUAUCCGGAAAGCCUUGUCGUUUGAUAACCGAGGGGAGGAGCACCGAGCAUCAUCGUCCACGGACGGCCAGCUGGGGAGCCCUGGUGAGAACGGUGAAGUCCGGCAAGGCCAGGCCAAGCGUUUGGGCCUGGACGAGUUCAACUUCAUCAAGGUGUUGGGCAAAGGCAGCUUUGGCAAGGUCAUGUUGGCAGAACUCAAGGGCAAAGAUGAAGUAUAUGCUGUGAAAGUCUUAAAGAAGGAUGUCAUCCUUCAGGACGAUGAUGUAGACUGCACGAUGACAGAGAAGAGGAUUUUGGCACUGGCAAGGAAACACCCAUACCUAACCCAACUCUAUUGCUGCUUCCAGACCAAGGACCGCCUCUUUUUCGUCAUGGAAUAUGUGAAUGGUGGAGACCUCAUGUUCCAGAUUCAGCGCUCCCGAAAAUUUGACGAGCCUCGUUCACGAUUCUAUGCUGCCGAGGUCACGUCGGCCCUCAUGUUCCUGCACCAGCAUGGCGUGAUCUACAGGGAUUUGAAACUGGACAACAUUCUUCUAGAUGCAGAAGGUCACUGCAAACUGGCCGACUUUGGGAUGUGCAAGGAAGGGAUUCUGAACGGCGUGACAACCACCACAUUCUGUGGCACUCCCGAUUACAUAGCUCCCGAGAUCCUGCAGGAGUUGGAAUAUGGCCCCUCAGUGGACUGGUGGGCCCUGGGAGUGCUGAUGUAUGAGAUGAUGGCUGGGCAGCCCCCCUUUGAGGCUGACAACGAGGACGACCUGUUUGAGUCCAUCCUCCAUGAUGAUGUGCUGUACCCAGUCUGGCUCAGCAAGGAGGCCGUCAGCAUCUUGAAAGCCUUCAUGACCAAGAACCCCCACAAGCGCCUGGGCUGUGUGGCUGCGCAGAACGGUGAAGAUGCCAUCAAGCAGCACCCCUUCUUCAAGGAGAUCGACUGGGUGCUCCUGGAGCAGAAGAAGAUCAAGCCGCCCUUCAAACCGAGAAUUAAAACCAAAAGAGAUGUCAAUAACUUUGACCAAGACUUUACUCGGGAAGAGCCGGUGCUCACACUUGUGGAUGAAGCAAUAGUGAAGCAGAUCAACCAGGAGGAAUUCAAAGGCUUCUCCUACUUCGGGGAAGACCUCAUGCCUUGAGAAGCCUCCGCAUACACGUGAAGUUUGCUGAUGCUGUAAGGAGCGCUGAGAAGACCCUGUGUGCAGAGGCUCAGAAGAUCUCGAACUAUUUCUCCUCCCUGGAGCCCCAGUCCCAUGUCCACUCUCUAUUUAUUGCAUCCCCAUACCCCAGGCCACCUCCUACCCCAUCCCCCCCAUAUCGUCCUGGUGACCAGAAGACAUUCUUGGUUCUUGCCCCACCAGGAACACAGACUCCAGUUGGGUCGGCAAUUAGCUGUAUAAGCUACCAUGUUCAGAUUGUCAGCAAGCCUGGUUCCACUCCUUAGGGGCUCCCGGCGGUGAAGCAACUUCAGUUCUUUUACCACAAAGGAAAAAAAAAAAUCAAACAAGAAGACUCUGGCUCUGCCAUUGGAUGUAGAAUCCUGACACCUCUUGCUUCUCGUCCCUCCUGUGCCCUGGCUUGACAUCCCUGCCCUCUGCCCAGGAGAAGAGACUGGUGCUUCUUCCACAUGAGGGCAGAUGCCCUCAAGGCAUCUCAUAUGGAGGGAGCCCAGGGGAUGCCCAGGCUGGCAAGCUGUAUUGGUUUGCUCCAAAAUGGACCAUUUUUGCUUGCUUUGGUCUUUUGAGCAUGCCAAAGUCAUGUAAGUUUGUAUCUCAUGGAAGAAAUCUUUGUAGAAAACAUAAUUUUGAUUUUUGAACUCCAUUAACAUUUGAAAUUAUAUUAUCCAAUUUACUUUCUAAUUGGCCAAAAGAUAGAAUUUCCAGUGUGAAUUCAGGUAGACAUUAAAGGGCUAUUGUACAAUGAGAAUUCAGUCGUCCAAAGUUUGUGCUGUUGAUGCUUUAGUGACACAUGGGAGCUCUGUGAGUGGAGAGAAAAGGAAGCAAAGUAACAUUCCUCAUCACUGCAAUUCUACCUGAACACAAAGGCCACCACAGUGAUGACCAAGACCCUGGGGUUCUUGUGAAACUCAGCUCCCAAAUUCUCUCUCCAGGUUCAUCCUAAGUUCUCAGCAUAAAUGCUAUUUAUUUUCUGCAGCCGUGUGUUAUUUURGCACACUUCUACAAAAUGAUAGUACUACUGUGUUGUGGUUUUUAAACAUUAAACAUGUAAAGUUAAACAUGAAAUAUCUGCUUUUGGAACAAGUGGAACAAGGCUCAAUGUGGAUUAGGCAGAGGGUGGCAGGAGAUGGAAGAGCAACUUUUUUGAAAACUGACAAUGUGGCAAGAUAUGUACCGGGAAUUUUAUUUCUGAGUGACAUGCGAUGGCAACUCAUGUAGACACUUCAGUGGACUUGAUGUUACCUCCUGUAGAUAUGCUAACAGUGUUACAUUCUUUGAUUUCCAAGGGUUCUCUGUGGCUUUGUGUGUAUGUUUCCCCAAGGUCACUUGAUUACCUAUUUUACUGAACUGAUUUAGCAGGGAAUGGAAUCCAUUCCAACUGUUGCACGUGGAUUUCCCAGCUGCCCCUAAAUAUAUAUACUUGUGAGUGGCAGAGUGGCACUAAUGAAGCUUUUUGCCUUUUGUACAUUUGAGAUUUUUGUAUAUAGUGUUUGCUGCAGGCCUGUGGAAUUAAUUCAUUGAAUAUAGAGGUAUCAACUGCUGCAUGUUCAGGCAUAUUAUAAAACUUUAGUCUAUGAAAGAAUAAUUAUAAUAAUGUCCAGGUGCAAUACUCUAUAAGUGUAUUGGUUCAAGUUACCGAAAGAUAGGUGUGUUCCCAGCGGUAGGGAGGGGGGUUCUUUGUAUUGUUUAUUUUAAAAGAUGUAAACAUAUGUUAAGCUAUUAAGCUAUAUUAAGUUUCACAUAUAGUUCUCCUGUGCUCUGUUMUAUCCUGAUGGAGUCAGGAAAGAGAAAGGAAUGUUUUUAAUGGUGGUUUCAAAGCUUGGACAGUGACUAUUUUGAGCCCUUAGAGAAUGUGUCCCUAUUUGCAUCGUCAUUGCAUUGUUACUAAUGACGACAUUUUAGUUCUUUUGUUUUUAUUUUUAAAAAACUCAGGUGUAAUUAUCUGUUCUUAUGAUGAUUGCAAAUAUUAAAUAUUAUGCUCUAUCAGUCCUCGUGUUUGGCAUACCAGUGAAUUGAUGAAGAACAUUAGAUUAACUUAAUUUAUCUUCGGUAACUUGACAUACCGGGGCAGACUAUCUUCUAGGGUGGAGUACAAGCACAGAAACAUCUUCAUGGUGGCAUCAUCUCAUUUUUUAGGAAGACACGACGAUUCACCUGUCAUACUCAUGCAUAACUACUGCUCUCUUUCUUUCUUCUGCUUCUUUUAUCAUUAUGGACUUUGGACAAGCUAGUCACCGCACUCCACAAUGCCCAAUGGCCUUGUCUGAGGGUUUGACAGUGUCUGCAUGGCAGAGGGGGUUCAGCCCUUCCUACAGGACAACUGGCAUUUUUUUUUUCUGGGAAGUCAAAUAGUACAUUCCACCUGGCAGCUGAAGUAGCCAGCCUGCUCCUUUCCAGCACUCAGAGCCGGGCUGGCUGGGAUGCCUCAGCCUGAUGAAGUUCUCACACAGGCAGGUGAAAUCCAACCUAAACUAGAGAAAAAGGCUUGUGGGUUUCUUCAUAUUUCCUAUUUCAUUUUCAACAAGAGUUUGGAAGUGGACAUACUGUUACAUUUCUGCUAGUUCUUUAUAAUUCAUUCUCUCCCUCCCUCUUUCUUUCUGUCUCUCUCUCUCUCCUCUCUCUCUUCUUCUCUCUCUCUCUCUCUUC
Molecule: messenger RNA, 5907 nt
Organism: Urocitellus parryii (Arctic ground squirrel)
Lineage: Eukaryota; Metazoa; Chordata; Mammalia; Rodentia; Sciuridae
Gene: Prkce
Product: protein kinase C epsilon
Biological process (GO): protein phosphorylation
Molecular function (GO): diacylglycerol-dependent, calcium-independent serine/threonine kinase activity; ATP binding
Source: RefSeq, a predicted model, not a curated record